AUGAAAGAUAUACAAACUACGGCGCCGGACGCUCCCAUCGAGCACGCUCAGAGCGAGCCGACCUCGGGUGGCAUUCCUGGCCAGUCCAACAAGAGCCGCCGCACGUCUUCGACGUUCUCGCCGCGGAAUGAGCAUACGCCUCUGGAGCAUUCUGCAUCACAGGAAGAAAACGUGGAGCGCGACUCACAAGAGAAAUCGGCGCCCGUGCAGAAGCCCUCGCACCUCGAUAUUGCCAACUAUCCCUCGGCUGAUUUGUUAAAAAUGCUUGCUGCACUCCUGCAGCACAUCGCCACCUCGAACGACCAGCUCCGUCCACUUCACUCUGCGCGGAGCCAGGAGCAGAUGCAGCAAGCGAUGCAGCGCAGCGAAUCGAGCGGGUCGAGUCCGCCCUUUCCCAUGGCGCUCAACGAUCCACGGCGCCCCUCGACCACGACUGCCGCACUUACGACGCUCAAUGCACCCAGCAGCACGCUGUGUUUUCAUGCAAGGCAUGUGCCGAGCAUCAGUAUCGAGGCGUACCUCUUGCGUAUUCUAAAGUACUGCCCAACAACGAACGAUGUUUUUUUGAGCCUUCUCGUCUACUUUGACCGUCUUAGCCGUGUCGGUGCAACGGGCAGUUUCCCUGACGAUCCACCUGUGCUGCAGCGCACUUCGCAUUCAAAUGGCUCGUCGACUCCGUCGGCACAGCUGUCGCCCAACACCUUUACGCCGCAGCACGAGGCCAGCGAUGCAGCAGCCACACAAAAUGCCGCGACGGAACCACCGCGCUUUCCAGGUAUACGUGGCUUUGCAAUUGACAGCUACAAUGUACAUCGUCUCGUUAUUGCCGGCAUUACGGUCGCAAGCAAGUUUUUCAGUGAUGUGUUUUAUACCAAUGCCCGCUACGCCAAGGUGGGCGGUCUCGCCGUGCACGAACUCAACCAGCUUGAACUGCAUUUUUUGCUGCUUACGGAUUUUCGUCUUAUGAUCUCCAUUACAGAGAUACAGCAGUACGGUGAUCAGCUCCUCGCAUACGCGCACGACCGCUCCGCCGCUUCUAAACUCCAGCACCCAGUACGGCGUGCCGACAGCAGAUCUCAGGACACUGGCCAAGACUCAUGA
Messenger RNA from Malassezia vespertilionis, 1101 nucleotides. It is a transcript of the gene PCL7, whose product is annotated as cyclin-like protein interacting with PHO85. Gene Ontology annotation, biological process: regulation of cyclin-dependent protein serine/threonine kinase activity. The record is from RefSeq and is a predicted model, not a curated record. Lineage: Eukaryota; Fungi; Basidiomycota; Malasseziomycetes; Malasseziales; Malasseziaceae. The transcript has a single exon. Gene Ontology annotation, molecular function: cyclin-dependent protein serine/threonine kinase regulator activity; protein kinase binding. Gene Ontology annotation, cellular component: nucleus; cyclin-dependent protein kinase holoenzyme complex. Bases 1 to 1101 code for a protein of 366 amino acids.